This is a messenger RNA of Dictyostelium discoideum AX4, 1119 nucleotides long. RefSeq names its product zinc/iron permease (gene zntB). Bases 1 to 1119 code for a protein of 372 amino acids. The transcript is spliced from 4 exons. Gene Ontology annotation, biological process: zinc ion transmembrane transport; transmembrane transport; metal ion transport. NCBI's taxonomy places the organism in Eukaryota, Evosea, Eumycetozoa, Dictyosteliales, Dictyosteliaceae. Gene Ontology annotation, molecular function: metal ion transmembrane transporter activity. Gene Ontology annotation, cellular component: membrane. The record is from RefSeq and is a predicted model, not a curated record.
AUGACAUCAUUGGAAACGUAUAAUGAUAAUGUAAAGACCGCUUUAAUUAUGUGUUUUUUAAGUGGUCUUUCAACAGCCAUUGGUGGAUUAUAUGUAAUUUUCAUUAAACAACAAUCUCAUAAAUUAUUAGGUCAUUUAUUAAGUUUUUCAUCAGGUGUUAUGAUUUAUAUAUCAUUUAUGGAUCUAUUACCAGAAUCAAUUGCAGAAAUUGGGUUUUAUAAUGCAAAUAUAUGGUUUUUUGUAGGUAUUAUAUUUUUUGCAGUAAUUUUAAGAUUUGUACCACAUGAUCAUGAUGAAAGUGGUGAUUCAAAUCAUGCUCACUCACAUAAUGGUGCAAGUAUAGAGAAACAUAGUAGUGAAAAAAAAGAAGUAGUGGAUGAUGAUGAUGAUGAUAAUAAUGGUAAAGAUAAAAAACAAAAGCAACAAAAACAAAAACAACAAAAACAACAACAACAACAAAAACAAAAUAUUGCAAAAUCAAAGAAUAAGAAAAAGAGUAAAGAUGAUUAUUUAAAUAGUGUUGGUAUUGCAACAGCAAUUGGAGUUAGUCUUCAUAAUUUCCCAGAAGGUGUUGCAGUUUAUUUGGCAUGUUUAAAGGGUAUUGAUGUUGGUUUACCAUUGAUGCUUGCAAUUGCAGCUCAUAAUAUUCCAGAGGGUAUGGCAGUUGCUGCUCCAAUCUUUUCUGCAACUGGUAGUAAAUGGAAAGCUUUUAAAUAUUGUUUAUAUAGUGGUCUUUGUGAACCAGUUGGUGCUAUUAUCUUUGGUUUAAUCUUUAAAGAAUAUAUGACACCUUAUUUAAUUCAAUCAAUGUUAGCCGCUGUUGCUGGUAUUAUGGUAUUUAUGGUUAUUAAAGAGUUAUUACCAGCUGCAUUUAAAUAUGUUUCAGUUGAUGAAUCUGCAUUUUCAAAUAUUAUUGGUAUGAUUUUCUUCUUCUUUUCAAUUCAUUUCUUACAUUCAAUGUUACCGCAUGACCAUGGUGGUGCUGGUGAUGGUGGCCAUGGUCAUUCACAUGGUGGUCAUGGCCAUUCACAUGGUCAUGGUCAUUCACAUGGUGGACACUCUCAUGAUUCUCAACAUGUUGAAAGUCCACAAAGUUCAAGUUUUAAUGCAUUUGCAUAA